Molecule: messenger RNA, 1095 nt
Organism: Letharia columbiana
Lineage: Eukaryota; Fungi; Ascomycota; Lecanoromycetes; Lecanorales; Parmeliaceae
Exons: 4
Coding region: 1-1095 (364 amino acids)
Biological process (GO): negative regulation of translation; mRNA catabolic process
Cellular component (GO): CCR4-NOT core complex; CCR4-NOT complex; P-body
Source: RefSeq, a predicted model, not a curated record
AUGAUCAAUCCCCAGCAUAUCUUCUCUCACCAGCAGCAGUACCCGCAAGCUGAGCCGUCGUGGCACCACCAGCAGCAAAGUCAUCACCAACAACAGCAUCCUCAUCAUGCUGCUCACCAACAUGCACAUGCUCAGGCUGUUGCGCAACACCAGCACUACAGCCGUAUGGGGGCCAACAACAGUGGUACGAAUGGGCACGGUAUGAAUAUGGACCACAACAGCGGUCCCAACUCGGCGGAGGGGAACUGGAUGGAGGAGAACAGAAGGGUUCUCGGCUGGGUCGCGGAACUGUUAAAUGGGAAUUCGAGGGAGACUGCGCUAAUGGAGUUGAGCAAGAAAAGAGAGCAGGUGCCUGAGUUAGCGCUAAUCAUAUGGCAUUCAUUCGGUGUCAUGACUUCUCUGCUCCAAGAGAUCAUCUCAGUCUACCCUCUACUCAACCCAUCACAACUGACAGCCGCCGCCUCAAACCGUGUGUGCAACGCUCUUGCGCUGCUUCAGUGCGUAGCUUCGCACAACGAGACCCGUGGGCUGUUCCUCAAUGCGCAUAUACCCCUCUUCCUAUACCCAUUCUUGAACACAACAUCAAAGUCAAGACCGUUCGAGUAUCUCCGUCUUACAUCCCUUGGCGUUAUCGGUGCUUUAGUCAAGAAUGACUCGAGUGAAGUGAUCAACUUCUUGUUGACCACCGAAAUCAUACCACUGUGCCUUCGAAUCAUGGAGACUGGCUCGGAGUUGAGCAAGACCGUUGCCAUAUUCAUUGUACAAAAAAUACUUCUAGACGAUACCGGACUGGGGUACAUUUGCCACACCUAUGAGCGGUUCUACGCCGUCGGCACAGUACUUAGUAAUAUGGUCACUCAGCUUGUUGAACAGCAGACUGUGCGGCUCUUGAAACAUGUCGUUAGAUGUUUUCUCAGACUGAGUGACAAUGCCCGUGCACGCGAGGCUCUCCGUCAAUGUCUACCCGAGCCUCUCCGGGAUGCGACCUUCUCUUCGGUCCUUCGUGAUGACGCCGCUACGAAACGCUGCCUUGCCCAGCUACUCAUCAACCUCUCAGACAAUGUGGUCGAGAGCUCGAACAGUCAAGGAAUGUAA